CGUCAACACAAUAUUAUACGUCUAAUUAUUUGAAUUUGAAAAAUAAAAUAUCCACUUUAGAUACACUAUCUAAAGUUAAUAAACAUUUGGCUCAACCCUCAUUUUAAAAUUAUCUCUACAUAAAAAAUGGAUUAUGAUUAUAUUAAAGAAGAGUAUUUAAGUGAUGAUGAAUACUACUACGAGGAAAAAAGACGAAAUCUUGCUUUUCAAAACAUUUUGGAUGAGGAAGAAAUUGUUAGAAAAUCCCUAGGAAAAGUUCCUAGCAGAAAAUUGGUUAAAGGAGGCAACGGGGGGCAAGCUGUAGCCAUGGCGACGGCGUUGGGAGCCAACAACGGUGCUGCCACAGCGGCCAGUGGUGCCACCAUCACAGUAGUCGCUACCAACCAGAUUCUACAGGUUACUCCGACUGUGGUGACAGUGCAGACAAGAGAACACUCGCCAGAUACCAUAUCUAUAACAGCUGUGCCAACGUCACAUCCGACUUUGUCUCAGAACGGCAGUGUUGAGAGUGUGCUGCACAGUCCAGGAGAUUCCUCCGAUGGUUCCAACAACCCUGUAGGUCGAGACUCCACACCAGACACGGCUGCUACAAUUGUGGACUCCUCUCACUAUAUCACAGUUGCCGAGGGGGCAGGUGCCCGAUCCUACACCUCUCUAACCCCCGUCAACCCUACAGUCGUUCCAGACACGGAGACGGUGGGCAGUGACGGAGUGGGUCACUCCACAUAUGUUCAGUAUGUGGAGAGUACACCAGACCAGGCUAUCUACACCACCACCAACGGACAGAUGGCUUACCCGGUGUACACGGUGGGAGGGGAGAGCGGCACAAUGUACACACCUGCGUCAGGGCAGUACUACACGCCUGGCAACUCUACCCCUGUCACUUACACACAGGUAGCCAACAGCCUGAACCAAGGCGCAGGUAACCAGCUGCUCGGCAACACAACCUACUUGAUACAGCAGAGUGUGGACAAUGAACACACACUGAUAGCAGCGUCUCGCAACAGUCCCCAGACUGUCACUGCGGACGUGGCUUACCUGGUCAACUCCAGUGGUACCACUGCGGGCCCCGGCUGUCGGGACAGUGGCGCCAACAGCUCCUCAUCAUCUACCAUAGACAAUGAGGGAUCCUCCAACCUGGUACAUGCUACUAGAAUAUCACCCGCUACUGUCCAAUGGCUGCUGGAGAACUACGAGACUGCAGAAGGCGUGUCGCUGCCGAGAUGUACCAUGUACUGUCACUACCUUCGCCACUGUUAUGAUAACAAGCUGGACCCUGUCAAUGCGGCCAGCUUUGGCAAACUGAUACGUAGUGUGUUCCUGGGUCUGCGCACACGACGGCUCGGCACGAGAGGUAAUUCCAAAUACCACUACUACGGUAUACGAGUCAAGCCCAACUCCCCCCUAAACUCUGCAACUGUGGGUGAUGAAGCUACUUCUCUGUCGUCGCGGGUAUCGAACCAGUCAACCCCGGGUCAUAAGCGGUACAAGCUCAUUCACAAGACGGAGAGCAACACCAGCAACGACUGUAUCACAGAACACAACCACUCGUCCAAUCACAGCUCACAGUCAAACAACCACCAGUUUCUGGGGGACGGAGCCAACGCUAUCCCGGAGUUCCCAGAGAUAGAACUCCCUCCGGACUGCACUCUUCCAGAAGACUGCUCCUUAGAGGAUGUUGAUACUCUCCGUAGCAUCUAUAGGGAACAUUGUGAGGCCUUCUUAGACGCUAUCAUGAACUUGGAGUUUGUUACGAUUGAGUCUCUGUGGCGAGAGUUUUGGCGAUCGCAAGAUAACAACAAUGGAGACGAGUGUGAAGAAGAGAAGUACUUGUCUAAAACCAAGCUGUAUCUCCUCAGCAAGUGUUCGUACAUACAGCAGUUUGUGCGGAGGGUGGAUUACCAUUUUUACCAAAAUCUAGUCGAAGUGCUCAUUCCUGACGUGCUCAGGCCAAUACCUAGUUCCUUAACCCAAGCCAUUCGUAACUUUGCCAAAGGUCUUGAAUCUGGUCUCAACGCUGCCAUGGUUGGAUGUCCCCAAGAUAUGGUCAAUAUCAAGGUGAAUGCAGUGGCAGCGUUUGCCCAGACUCUGCGCCGCUACACGUCACUGAACCAUCUGGCGCAGGCUGCGCGAGCCGUGCUACAGAACUCCACACAGAUCAACCAGAUGCUUGCUGACCUCAACCGUGUAGACUUUCACAACGUACAGGAACAGGCAUCAUGGGUCUGCCAGUGUGACGGUAUGCUGGUACAGAGGCUGGAGGCUGACUUCAAGGUGACACUUCAGCAGCAGAACUCCCUAGAAGAGUGGGCCAGUUGGCUGAAGAAUGUAGUCAGCACGGUGCUGAAGCCGUACCAGGGCAAACCUAACUUCACCAAGGCUGCCCGACAGUUCCUGCUCAAGUGGUCGUUCUACAGUUCGAUGGUGAUUCGAGACCUAACCCUGAGGUCUGCCGCAAGCUUUGGCUCGUUCCAUCUGAUCCGGCUGCUCUAUGAUGAGUACAUGUUCUAUCUCAUUGAGCAUCAAGUGGCCUUGGCGACUGGAGAGACUCCCAUUGCUGUCAUGGGCGAGAAGUGUGGCGGCUCCAGCAUGCUAGACUACCCACUCGACUCACUGGCGUCUUGUAAUGGAGAUGAGAGUUACUUAGGUCUGGAGCAACAUCUUCCAUCAGCCAAACGCAUCAAGCUCAGCUAACCGGCCCCUACCACCUGCCCCACCUUCUAGUCCACCACGCCGCUUGUCCUACGUAGAUGUGCCAUGACAACAAUUGGCAGUUCUAACUAGAAAUCUUCUGUUUAUUUUAUAACGAUUAUACAACUUAAUUUAUUAACGGUUUUUACCGUAAUCACACUGUUUUAAUGCUUUAUAUGGUCUCCUGUAAUGGACGUUUUGUGUGAUUUGAUGUUUUGCACUGUUCAGUGUUUUGUCUAUUUCUUUAAUAAAGAAUUUGAUCUCGA
This is a messenger RNA of Macrosteles quadrilineatus (aster leafhopper), 2957 nucleotides long. Its product is annotated as DNA-binding protein RFX2-like. The coding region runs from base 127 to 2694 and encodes 855 amino acids. The record is from RefSeq and is a predicted model, not a curated record. NCBI's taxonomy places the organism in Eukaryota, Metazoa, Arthropoda, Insecta, Hemiptera, Cicadellidae. The transcript has 19 exons. Gene Ontology annotation, molecular function: RNA polymerase II cis-regulatory region sequence-specific DNA binding; DNA-binding transcription factor activity, RNA polymerase II-specific. Gene Ontology annotation, biological process: regulation of transcription by RNA polymerase II.